UUAAUUUCCAAAGCGUUUUAUAUAAAUAUACUGUAUUUUUACAUUAGGAACACACAGAAACACAAUGAGAUUUUAUCAGUAAACAUUAUCUUGUUUUCUUUCAUUUACAUUUACUAGAGGGAGGAGGGGGAGAAAAACCACGAAGGGUAUCAAGUUCAUUAAUUAAAGAUCAUCAAUCUACGCCGUGCUUCCUUACAGACUAGUAAUCGUACAACGCACCGAUCCCCCACAGACUAACCCAUUACUGCCAACUUGAAUAGCUACUGACUCCUAUCUAUAUUUAGAAUUUUAAAAUGAAUUCUACAGCUCGUGUCCUCGAUCUGUCUAAAACUGUGGGCACGAGGUCAUGCGACUUAUAACCGUGACAUUUUGAAUCGUAACAAUCACAACAAUAGAUUAGAAAUUUUUUUUAUUUUUGAAAACUUUUGUAUUGUUCAAAUUCUGAAAUGUCGAUUGAAGUUGAAAACGGGAAUAAAUAUCUUUCGGAUGCUGUUAUCCAGAUGUCUUCCACUAAAAGAGAUGAACUGGAAAAGAUGCUCGAACGCUGUCAAGCUCUAGAUGAUAGCGAAAAUAAAUGUAAUAAUUCUGGAAACAUAUUAUCUACGAGACCGAAAACAGCGAGGGAAUAUGACCAACAUUUAAAUAAUCUAAGAAAAGAAAAUUUUAAUUUGAAGCUUCGUUUAUUUCUUUUAGAAGAAAAGAAUGCUCAAUGUAAAGAUGGCCAUAAUAUGUACUGGCCAGAACAUAGUUUAACUGAUUCAAAAUCAAGCGUAAAGGAUGAAUCUAUAGAAUCUUUACAAAGAAAGCUUUACGAAAAAGAAAAUCAGCACAAGGAACUAGAAAAUAAAUUAGAUUUUCUUUACAGAAGAGCUGCGAAUAAAGAUUCAGAUGAAAUUGAAAUAGAAGCAAUAGAUAAUUCAGAAAUCUCUGAAGGAUCUGAACGAACACUGACGAUGAAACAAUUAAUACAGAAGGUCAAAAUGAUUCAAAGCCAAUAUGACAAAUUAGAGGAAAAAUACAAUAAGUUGGUAUUAAUCAAUAAUCAUCCUGAAGAUAAGUUAAAGCGUUGUCUGACCACAACUAAAUUUCCAAUAGUUAAAUUGUCUGAAGAAAAUCUAGAUGAAAGCAAAGUCACGGAUUGCAAAUUCGACCAACUUCAACGUCAACUAUCUAUAUCGGAAGAUAAUGUAAAUCGCCUGCUUAAAAUCCUAGAAACAAAGGAUAAGUUAUUAGAAUUCCUCUUAAGGAGAUGUCGAGAAUCAGAAACCAGCCAAAAUGGCAUCGUAGCAAAUUCAUAUUUUAGAGAAGAAAAAAUAAAUUUUUUAAAAAAUUCCUUACUGAACUCCGAGACGAAAUUAAUCAAUAUGAAAAAGAUAACGGAUGAUGUAAAAAAUAAAGGUGAUAAACAGCAACGAUCGGAAUUCAGACCAUCAAAAUCCACACCUAUUCAGAUAAAGGGAUUAUUCGAAAAUGUUUCUAGACCCAAAAAAAUUUCGGUGGAAAGAUAUCAAAAAGCUUUAAAUAAUCACAUCCAUUCGAAAUUUAAGAACGGGGAGGAUCUAAAUUUAUCAAAAAAUCCCUCAAAUGCAAGAUUACAAGAAGAUUCUGUUGGAGAUUGUGGAGAUAUCUGCCACAAUCAAGUUGAUGGUUCUUUGUGUAAAGAAUCACUUUCUUCAUCCGAGGAAAGUAACUCGACGAAAACAUUAUUUAAAUCUCCAGAUUUAAGUAAUAAUAAUAAUAAUAAUAAUAAUUCGAAGUGUUCAGAAGUAAAGAAUGGUUCCAUUUUAUUUCACAAGACUAAAUUAAGUUUUCCAGUCAGUGUACAGUUAGUGAUCGACAUGGGAUAAAAUGCAAAAAAUUUUCGAUAUUUUCAAAAAACUGAAAUUAAUUCGAUUGAAGACUUGGAAACAAAAUUUGCUGAAAAAAUCGACUUCAAUUAAUUUUCUGUAAUUGUAAAUAAAUAAAAAUAACUCAAACAUUAAAUAAAAACUACGAAAAUUUGAAAUAAAAUAAUAAA
This is a messenger RNA of Centruroides sculpturatus (bark scorpion), 2017 nucleotides long. Its product is annotated as CDK5 regulatory subunit-associated protein 2-like. The transcript has a single exon. Bases 447 to 1847 code for a protein of 466 amino acids. Gene Ontology annotation, cellular component: microtubule organizing center. The record is from RefSeq and is a predicted model, not a curated record. Lineage: Eukaryota; Metazoa; Arthropoda; Arachnida; Scorpiones; Buthidae.